AUGAAGGUCCGUCUCUUCGUCGUAUGUUUGGUAAUCAUUGCGUUAAGUAAGAGCUUAACUCUACUCAGUAAUGAAUAAAUUGUUUUUAGCGCGCAACGCGACCGCUGCACCGGAGCCCAGCCCCGAGCCACAAUUGGCGAAAGUGGCGGCCAAAGUCGCUGGGCAGGUCCUGAAGUGGGGCGCCUACAUACUAGCAUCUCUUCCAUGGGGACGUAAGAAAGAAAAACCACCCCUAAAUCCUAGUCAGUUGGGAUACCCGGGUGCUGGAUAA
This is a messenger RNA of Bursaphelenchus xylophilus (pine wood nematode), 271 nucleotides long. The record is from the annotation of a GenBank genome assembly. NCBI's taxonomy places the organism in Eukaryota, Metazoa, Nematoda, Chromadorea, Rhabditida, Aphelenchoididae.